Molecule: messenger RNA, 5628 nt
Organism: Pelodiscus sinensis (Chinese soft-shelled turtle)
Lineage: Eukaryota; Metazoa; Chordata; Testudines; Trionychidae
Source: RefSeq, a predicted model, not a curated record
UGACUUUCAGAGAAAACCGGGAAGGUGCUGGGGGAAUUCUGCCAGUUUUACGAGGACCAGUAUGGAGUCGCGCUCUUCAACAGUAUCCGGUAUGAGAUUGAGGGCAACGGAGGGCCGCAGUCCCAGCUGCUCCACCGCAAGGUCCCUCUGGAGGACCGCAUCAUCCUCUCGGGGAACCUCUUCCAGUACGUGGAGGAAAACAAGAAGUGGCGAAACCGCUUCUGCGUCGUGCCGCACAACUACGGCCUGGUGCUGUAUGAGAACACACUGGCCUAUGACCGAGGGAUUCAGCCUCGAGUAGCCCUCAACAGCGCUGGCUACAAAAUCCUCACCUCCCUGGACCAGUAUCUUGACCUUGUCAAUAGCAGCUUGCCAGGAACUGCCCCCAAAUCCAGCAAUGCCCCGAUCCUCAAGUGUCCCACCCAGUUUCCUCUCAUCCUUUGGCACCCGUACUCCCGCCACUACUACUUCUGCGUGAUGACCGGGAAGGAGCAGGACAAGUGGCGAGCGGUGUUCCAGGACUGCGUGCGGCAUUGCAACAAUGGCAUCCCAGAGGACUCCACAGUGGAGGCUCCGGCCUUUACGGAUGCCAUCCGCAUGUACCGGCAGUCGAAGGAGCAGUACGGCACCUGGGACAUGCUCUGUGGCAACGAGGUGCAGGUCUUGAGCAAUCUGGUGAUGGAGGAGCUGGUCCCAGAACUGAAAAACACGAUCGGCCCCAAGCUGAAGGGCAAGGCCCAGGAGAGGCAGAGGCUGUGGAUCCAGAUCUCUGAUGCUGUCUACAGGCUCAUCUCUGACCAGAUAAAGGCGCACUACGACGCCAUGGUGACCAAAUGUGAGCUGGAGCGUCCCAGGAUGGAGAGCACCAUCCGCACAGACAUGGACCAGAUCAUCACGUCAAAGGAACACUUGGCAAGCAAGAUCCGAGCCUUUGUGCUCCCCAAAGCGGAGAUCUGUGUCCGAAACCACGUGCAGCCCUACAUCCCGUCCAUCCUGGAGGCGCUGAUGACUCCCACGAGCCAGGGCUUUGCUGAGGUCCGGGAAGUGUUCUUCAAGGAGGUCACUGACAUGAACAUGAAUGUCAUCAACGAGAGCGGGAUGGAGAGCCUGGGAGAGCACAUGGAGAAGCUCUCCCAGCUGGCCUUUCACCCCGUCAAGAUGCAGUCCUGCUACGAGAAGAUGGACCAGCUGAAACUGGAAGGGCUUCAGCAGCGAUUUGACGUCUCCAGCGCCUCCGUGUUCAAGCAGAGGGCCCAGAUCCUCAUGAGAGAGCAAAUGGACGACGCCGUUCACACCUUCGGGACGCUGCUGCACCAGGAGCUGGGGAAGAUGCUGGGCAAGGAGGAGCUGUGCAAGUCCAUCCAGCGGAUCCUCGAGCGGGUGCUCAAGCCCAGGACUGGCGGGAUCCCUGGCCGUGGUGCCCCUGCCUUUGUGGGACCGGGGACACUCUGCCUCUCCAAGGCACGUCGUGGCUGGGAGUCCCCAGGGCAGGCGGGCCGCCAUGGGUUCUCUGCCGGUGGCGUGAGAGCUGCCCCCUUCUUUUGGCAGGAGCUCCCGAAGUUCCAGGAACUGAUCUUCGAGGACUUCGACAGCUUCAUCCUGGUGGAGAACACGUACGAGGAGGUGGUGCUGCAGUCGGUCAUGAAGGACAUCAUGCAGGCUGUGAAGGAGGCAGCGGUGCAACGGAAGCACAACCUGUACCGGGACAGCAUGGUCAUGCACAACAGCGACCCCAACCUGCACCUGCUGGGCGAGGGCACGCCCAUCGACUGGGGGGAGGAGUUCGGCAGCCAGCCCGACUCCGACCCGGCCACCGAGAAGCGCCGCCGAGCCAAGCAGGUGGUGUCGGUCAUCCACGAUGAUGAGGGGGCCCUGCCCUACGAGGCCGGCGCGGGGGUGCUGAUGCACCAAGUCUCUCAGGAAGAGCCUGACUCAGAGGAGCCGGAGACCUGCCUUGCCCUGGCUGCACCAGGCUCCCCUGAUGACGUGCAGGAGAUACGGGGCAUGCUGGUGCAGGAGGUGCAUGUGGAGACCCGGGUCCCGGCAGGAGAGGAGGCAAAGGAACAGCUGACAAAUGGUACGAUAGUCCAGCUGAGCGCCGGUUCGGAGGUGUGCGGGGCGGAGGAGGCUGCCCCGUCAGCUGAGGAAGGCCCUGCUCCCUUGGAACACUCCGCCCGGCCUGACGCUGGCUCCCUGUGCCCAGUGAACCCUGAGGUGGAGGAGCAGGAAGCCAAGCCAGCUGUGCUCGCCUCUCUGGCCGUGCCGCCUGCCCUGGCAGCUGCCCCGGGGCUUGCUGAGGAGGGAGCUGAAGUGAACCGCCACGAGCCCAACGACAAGGAGACUGGGGAAGAGGUGACCAGCCAGGGCCAGGCAGAGAAGGGGGAGCCUGCUCAGCUGGCCCCAGAGAGCGGUGCGGGGGCCCCAGAGAGCAGCCAGGGGACCACAGAGAGCGGCGUGGGGGCCCCAGAGAGCAGCAAGGGGACCACAGAGAGCGGCGCGGGGGCCCCAGAGAACAGCAAGGGGACCACAGAGAGCAGCGAGGGGCUGCAGACUCAGUUCUAGGUCAGCCCCCGGUCAGGAUCCCUGCCGGCUGUGUACACUGUGGGCCGAAGCUGGACUGGAGUCAGUGACACCAUGGGGGGUGGGGGCGUGUCGGCUGGGCCGGUUGCUGGUAACUGUUACAUUCCCGGGUCUGCUCCGGACCCCAGCAUUCCAGGGAAAGGGGGGGAGCUAAUCUCCUAAACACCAGAGCUACAGGGAGGGGAGCUUUAUGCUGGCCAGAACUAAGAUGCCACGCUGGGCCACACUAUUGCCCCUCCUCUCAGUAUAGGCCACGCCCCCUACUUUGCUCUGUCGUUGUUUUCCCAUCAUUGAAGAGGCACCUGACCACGUUACUGACUCACAAGGGGGUGACGGUGCGAACGCCUCCCAGGACAGCUACCCAGGAAGUGCCAGCGGGCGCCUGAGGCCCGGAAGAGGUGGUUACGUGGGCAGCCCCGUGGCUCUUCCAACAGUCCAGCCUUUCCCUUCGUCGGGUGCUUCUCAUUCCAACCAAAGAGGCCACGCUGCUGUCUCAAACGUGGCGGCUGCGGUCUGAGGCCACCUCUUCCUCACCAGCCUGCUCCAGGACCCUGGCUGAGAGGGAAUGGGUGCUCCCCCUGUGUCCCUUUGAAUGCUGACCACCGCCCCCUGGAAACGCGCACCCUUCCCCCCGGCCACGUGGCCAAUGGGUGCUAUGUGUUGGCGACCACGCACUGUCCAAGCCAGCGCUGUGACUUUCCUUGUCACUCGCUCUGGCAGAGGGAGGGUUAAAUGAGUCGCGACCCAUCUUGAACUGGAAUCCAUCUGUUCUAAGUGGCCCCCCCAAGAAGGAGCAUCCGCGUGGGAGGAUGGGGCUGCUGCUUGCCUAGUUCUGGCCACGUUAGAGCAUCGCUGGGAAAUAAGUAGACAAGCCGGUGUGGCUAAUACAGAGCAGCAUCUUAACUCUCUUGCUCCUGCCCUUCCUUGCGGGCCCUGCUCUGACUGCAGGUUCCACGGGUGGCUCCAAAGCUUGUCGACCGGUAGGGCAGGUCGAGGGACGGAAGGAGCCACAAAUACCUCUCAGCUCUCACCACCUCCUCCAUGUCCCGUCUGCCCCGUUACCCAAGCAGGUGGAUGUAAUGCUCGAGGCCUUUUUGUGCAGCUGUUGAGAUGGCGCCGAAGUUUUAGAACCAGCUGUUUGUUUUCCUUUCCUCCCCUUGCUGCUGGGGUGUGGUUCCUCCAGUGCUCCAAGGAGUAGCGCCCCCACCCCUCGCCAGCCCCCUACAGCCAGAAACCACCUGGAGUUGUUCACAGCUGCUGAUUCCCACACGACUGUUGCUCGCCUGUCUCCCGCCCUCUUGGAGGGGGAUGCAGGGCGAGAGUGGGAACUCGAAGGUCGGCGCAGGGGAGGGGGGUUUCGGAUGGAAAGGAGAGGAAGUUGGCUGCUGUAGGGAGAGAGCUGAAGGUCUUGGCGGAGGCCAGAACUCUUGAGGUGUGUUCAGAGGAGGGAUCGGUGAGGGCAGGUCCUGGCCGAAGGCCCAGUGGAAGCUCCUGUUGCGCUGGAGGGGAGAGGGUGCUGCGGAGUCUGAGGCUCUGGCUUGUGGCAUUUCCCUUCCAGCUCUCGAUGUCUUUCGGGUUCUUGUUUUCAUUGCACGUGGUUUGUCUGAGGAGCUCCGGGAUAGGGGCGGCUUGGGGCGAGCUGGGCUGCUGCAAACCUCCUAGUAUUAGUGAGAGAAACAAGUGGGGAAAAGGUCUUGGCAAUCCUCCGGGGGGGAUUUCAUUGCAGGAUGACUGGGCUGGCCUUGGAUUCUUUGCCUGCCCCAUAGCGGGGGAGGGGUGGCCCGGGGAGGAGAGACAGCUGAGGAUGGAAGGGAUAUAUCUGGCCUGCAAGUCUUUCCUCCCUUCCCCCACCUACCCCAGCCAGGACACGGGGGGGUCCCACUGGGUCCCUUGUGACGUCUCCCCACCCCCAAUCCAGCUCCCCAGAAAAGCUCGGCUGAGAUUACCCGCCCUUCCCAGUUCUGCGUGCUAGGACUCCAUCUCCCCGGCUCCUGUGUAAGACUGAGCUACCCCAGGGUGCCAGCGAAAUCCACCCGGCCCCCUGGAGGGAUUCGACCUUCUAUGGCCACGGGAUCUCGGUACGGUGCCCUACGCCAUGUGGACUUGGCUCUCGUUGCAUUUCCAAGGGUUACCUUCCCCUGGAGACACCUGGUAGGUUGGGGGGGCGGGGAGGAGACUCACUGAGCUUUGGGGGGUUGGGCAAACGAGUUCAACCUUGGGCUGAAGUAACCGUAGAGCCAAAGCGUGGCUGUGGAACGCCAGCGCCCCCACGAGUGUCCUGUGGCCCUUGUCCACGCACCACGUGGGAAGCAGAGGGGCACCAAGGCGAGCCUGGCAAGAGGGGGCCACCAGGAUCCAGCUCUGGCCAGGCUCCUACAUCUUCAGCUGGCAUGGGCAAGUGACUCCUCGCAAGGGCACAGCCCGACUGCUGCUCUCUGUGCUGCCUGUCUCAGGAAGGCCGGGAAGAGCAGACGUGCGCGCUGGCCAAAGGCAGGGGCUGGGUUUCUCCAGCUCUCUCUCAGGCAUCUCUGGUGCAUCCCAGCAAUCAAAGUACAAUUGCAUGGAGUCGGCCCCCAGCCAGGAGCUCAGCUGAACCCCAGCUGUUGGUAGAUAGCCCAGUAUGCAAGGGAACUGCUGUGCCUCGCGUGGAUGAUCUGUCUCUCAGACUUCCACUGCUGCUAAGGGGUCGUGUCGCUAGCUGGGAAGGAGUCUCCGCAGACACACAAGCUGCGUGAGGCAAUGGAGUGUUUAAAACCUGCUCUGCAGUCGAAACAAUGGGUGUAAAGUCUCCCGAAUGGGCUGCUUAGCCCUCCAGUGCAGAAUCUGGAGCAAGAGCCCAGCCUGCCCACCCUAUCCUCUGCGACAGAUACAUUCCAACUUCCACGUGUGUCCUAGACGCCCUUGUUUCUCGUUUUAAGUGGGUGGGAGCUGCCAGAGUGCCUUGCCUUGGGAAGCCAAACGUGCCUCUUCCAAUAUAUUUUAUUGAGAAUGUUCUACAAAUGUUUAAAAUACGCUUCUACUGAUAAAUAAAAUCCAGCUUUAUUUAAA